AUGGAGAAUUACCAAAAGAUCGAGAAAGUCGGAGAAGGCACAUACGGUGUCGUCUACAAGGCCCGAGAGGUGAACCAUCCGAAUCGGGUCGUUGCCUUGAAAAAGAUCCGCCUGGAGGGCGAAGAUGAGGGCGUGCCAAGCACCGCCAUCCGAGAGAUCUCUCUUCUUAAGGAAGCGAAGCACCAGAACAUCGUCCAGUUGCUCAAUAUCGUGCACGUCGAUGGCCACAAGCUCUACCUGGUCAUGGAGUUCCUUGACCUUGAUCUGAAGAAGUACAUGGAGGCUCUGCCUGUCCACGAGGGUGGUCGUGGUAAAGCCUUUCCGGGUAGUACGAAGUUGAGCGCCAGUCUGGGUCUGGGGGAUGCAAUGGUCAAGAAAUUCAUGUCCCAACUUGUGGAGGGGAUUUACUAUUGCCACAGUCACCGCAUCUUGCAUCGCGACUUGAAGCCACAGAACCUUCUCAUUGACCGCGAGGGUAACUUGAAAUUGGGCGACUUCGGUCUGGCCCGAGCCUUCGGUGUUCCCCUGCGGACCUACACACACGAGGUGGUCACUCUCUGGUACCGUGCCCCUGAGAUCUUACUUGGUGGGCGCCAGUACUCUACUGCGGUUGACAUGUGGUCGGUGGGAGCAAUCUUCGCUGAGAUGUGCACACGCAAACCCCUCUUCCCAGGUGACUCGGAGAUCGAUGAGAUCUUCAAGAUCUUCCGACUUCUUGGUUCCCCCGACGAAGGAACAUGGCCCGGUGUCACCAGCUUCCCGGAUUACAAGUCUAGUUUCCCCAGAUGGAAGCGUCCUAUUGGUCCUUUGGUCCCGGAUUUGGAAGAAUCUGGCUGCGAACUGCUGGAGGCUUUCCUCGAGUAUGAUCCUGCCAACAGGAUUUCCGCGAAACAAGCGCGCCAGCACCAUUACUUCGGCAAUAGCAGCUCAUAUUAUCCCAACCGUGCCUAA
This is a messenger RNA of Penicillium brevicompactum, 951 nucleotides long. Its product is annotated as cyclin-dependent kinase. The transcript is spliced from 4 exons. Bases 1 to 951 code for a protein of 316 amino acids. Gene Ontology annotation, biological process: regulation of gene expression; regulation of G2/M transition of mitotic cell cycle; G1/S transition of mitotic cell cycle. The record is from RefSeq and is a predicted model, not a curated record. Gene Ontology annotation, cellular component: cyclin-dependent protein kinase holoenzyme complex; nucleus; cytoplasm. NCBI's taxonomy places the organism in Eukaryota, Fungi, Ascomycota, Eurotiomycetes, Eurotiales, Aspergillaceae. Gene Ontology annotation, molecular function: cyclin binding; cyclin-dependent protein serine/threonine kinase activity; ATP binding.